AUGACGAGGGGUUUUAAGCAUGCCAUCCACCUGGAUGAUGUGGCCAAGAAGGAGAACAGCUCCACCCACCAAUUCGUCCACAGCUUCCCGUUGUCAGAGCCAGCCGGCUGGCUCAGCAGAUACAUCUACAUCCUGACUGUGUCCUGCUACAGUUUUCCUUUGGGUGCUAGUGGCAGUGACAUCGAAGACGUGGCUGUGGUUUGGUCCAAGUGCACCUUCUUCACCUUCUUCAGCACGUGGCCCGUCCUCUCGCUGAUUGUCAUCCGGUUGGCUGAGAGGCUACAACUACCAGUACAUCGAGGCUGUCCUGUCGUCUCACUCCUCCCCUGUUUGAUCCACAUGGACUCGGCCAUCUCCCACCACAACAAGCUGCAGACUGCUCACACCUCUCAGGACAACGACCCCAAACACACAGCCAAAGUCAUUAGGAACUAUCUUCAGUGUAAAGAAGAACAAGAAGUACUGGAAGUGAUGGUACGGCCCCCACAGAGCUCUGAUCUUAACAUCAUCGAAUGUGUCUGGGAUUACAUGAAGAGACAGAAGGGGUUGAGGAAGCCUGUAUCCACAGAAAAUCUGUGUUUAAGGACCCGCUGCCUUGAUCUUCUGGGCUUCCAGCAGUUUAUGGAAGACAGUGAAAUGACCUCUGACCUGAUGGACGAGGGAAAGGAGCUGAACCGCCAGGGUCAGUAAAACCGAGACAGCUCUUCAGAAUCGGCGACAACAUCUCCAGCACCAUCAGACUGAGAACAGGAGCUCCUCGAGGCUGUGUUCUCACCCCACUGUUGUUCGCUGUCCUGACACUGCACUGCUCUACACAGCUCCAACCACAUCAUCAGGUUCGCUCAUCAGCAACGACGACGAGUCGGCGUAC
Molecule: messenger RNA, 871 nt
Organism: Pelmatolapia mariae (spotted tilapia)
Lineage: Eukaryota; Metazoa; Chordata; Actinopteri; Cichliformes; Cichlidae
Product: G-protein coupled receptor-associated protein LMBRD2B-like
Exons: 9
Coding region: 1-690 (229 amino acids)
Molecular function (GO): nucleic acid binding
Source: RefSeq, a predicted model, not a curated record